AUGGCUGCUCGUCCGGCAGGUCGCGCGGGCCCAGGCGGUCGCUUCGCACAAUUCAAGCUUGUUCUCUUGGGUGAAUCGGCCGUAGGAAAGAGCUCGUUAGUCUUACGGUUCGUCAAGGACCAAUUCGACGACUACCGGGAGUCCACAAUCGGCGCUGCCUUCCUUACCCAGACGAUCGCGCUCGAUGACACCACGACCGUCAAGUUCGAAAUCUGGGAUACAGCUGGGCAAGAGAGAUAUAAAUCAUUGGCCCCCAUGUACUACCGAAACGCCAAUUGCGCCGUCGUUGUCUACGAUAUCACACAAGCAUCCUCACUAGACAAGGCGAAGUCAUGGGUCAAAGAACUCCAGCGCCAGGCUAGCGAGAACAUCGUCAUCGCUCUGGCCGGCAACAAGAUCGAUAUGGUCAACGACAACCCCGAUAAGCGCGCGAUCCAGACCGCCGACGCCGAGGCGUAUGCCAAAGAAGCCGGACUCCUGUUCUUCGAAACCUCCGCCAAGACAUCCACUAACGUGAAGGAACUCUUCACGGCGAUCGCAAAGAAAUUGCCUCUUGACCAAGCCGGACCACGGAAUUUGCGGGCAAAUACCCGGCCAGGUGUCGAUCUGCGGCCGGAGGCUACUCAACAAGGCGCUGGUGGCUGUCAAUGCUGA
Cyphellophora attinorum is the source of this 654-nucleotide messenger RNA. Its product is annotated as GTP-binding protein ypt5. NCBI's taxonomy places the organism in Eukaryota, Fungi, Ascomycota, Eurotiomycetes, Chaetothyriales, Cyphellophoraceae. Gene Ontology annotation, molecular function: GTPase activity; GTP binding. Bases 1 to 654 code for a protein of 217 amino acids. The record is from RefSeq and is a predicted model, not a curated record. The transcript has 3 exons.